AUGGGAGCCUACAAGUAUGUGUCGGAGAUAUGGAGGAAGAAGCAAUCCGAUGUGAUGAGGUUCCUCCAGAGGGUGCGCUGUUGGGAGUAUCGCCAGCAUCCUUCCAUCGUCCGUGUCACAAGGCCCACACGCCCUGACAAGGCUCGUCGUUUGGGUUACAAGGCCAAGCAGGGUUAUGUUGUUUACCGUGUCCGUGUAAGGCGUGGUGGUCGCAAGAGGCCUGUUCCCAAAGGUAUUGUAUAUGGGAAGCCCACAAACCAGGGUGUGACACAACUAAAGUUUCAGCGCAGCAAGAGGUCUGUUGCUGAGGAGCGUGCUGGCCGUAAGUUGGGAGGCCUUAGGGUUCUCAACUCAUACUGGAUCAAUGAGGACUCAACCUACAAGUACUUUGAGGUAAUCCUGGUUGAUGUUGCACAUAAUGCUAUCCGUAAUGACCCAAGAAUCAACUGGCUCUGCAAUCCUGUUCACAAGCACAGAGAGCUUCGUGGGCUCACUUCCGCUGGGAAGAAGUACAGGGGACUGCGUGGAAAGGGACACUUGUACCACAAGGCACGACCUUCCCGCAGGGCUACCUGGAAGAGAAACACCACCCUCUCCCUUCGUCGUUACCGUUGA
Molecule: messenger RNA, 615 nt
Organism: Prunus armeniaca (apricot)
Lineage: Eukaryota; Viridiplantae; Streptophyta; Magnoliopsida; Rosales; Rosaceae
Source: the annotation of a GenBank genome assembly